CUCUCUCUCUAGCUCUAACAAAUUUUUUUGUUUACAUAAUGUGUAAGCUAACUACUUCUAUCCCCUGCAAUUCAUCAGAUUCCCCUUACGUCCUCCUCACAAUCCUAGAAUCAGGGGACAGCAUGCGCAAGGCCCCAUUACUAUCCAGAGCCCAAGCAUCACAAGAGAAGAAAAAUUCUUCAUACAGAAACUUGAAAACACAGAAAACCCUGCUGACUUUGGCCUUCAUAGAAGCCAUUUCCAUAGCCAAAAUUGCUCUCCCUAUGAUACUUACAGGCCUUUUGCUUUACACUCGCUCCAUGAUCUCCAUGCUCUUCCUUGGCCGCCUAGGUGAGCUCGAAUUAGCCGGAGGUUCCCUCGCUGUUGGCUUCGCUAACAUCACCGGCUACUCUAUUCUCUCCGGCCUUGCUAUGGGAAUGGAACCAAUUUGUUCCCAAGCUUUUGGUGGCAAAAAACAUACUCUUUUAGGCCUCACCUUGCAAAGAACGGUUCUUUUGCUCAUGCUUAUUUCAAUACCUAUUUCACUUCUCUGGCUAAACAUGAAGGAAAUCCUUCUUUUUUGUGGUCAAGAUGAGACUAUUGCUAGAGAAGCACAAUCAUAUCUUUUCUAUUCACUCCCUGACCUAUUAGCUCAAUCCCUUUUGCACCCAUUACGCAUCUAUCUUCGAUCACAAUCUAUUACUCUGCCCCUAACUUUUUGUGCCACUCUAUCAAUUAUCCUUCACAUACCCAUCAACUACCUCCUUGUUUCACACCUAGACUUAGGAAUCAAAGGGGUUGCUUUAAGCGGAGUUUGGACUAACUUCAAUCUUGUAGGUUCUUUGAUCAUCUACAUCCUUAUCUCUGGCAUCCAUAAGAAAACUUGGGGAGGCAUUUCAUUGGAGUGCUUGAAAGAAUGGAAACCUUUGUUAAAUAUGGCUAUUCCAAGCUGCAUUUCAGUCUGCCUGGAGUGGUGGUGGUACGAGAUCAUGAUUUUGCUAUGUGGGCUAUUGAUAAAUCCCAGAGCAACCGUGGCAUCCAUGGGCAUUUUAAUCCAGACCACAGCGCUUAUCUACAUAUUCCCAUCAUCGCUAAGCUUCAGUGUAUCCACCAGAGUUGGUAAUGAACUAGGUGCUUACCAGCCCAAGAAAGCAAAACUAGCAGCCACUGUAGGCCUUUCUUUCAGCUUCAUAUUGGGAUUCACGGCACUGUUAUUCGCAAUUAUGGUGAGGAACAGUUGGGCUAGCAUGUUCACACAAGAUAAAGAAAUUUUAGAAUUGACAUCACUGGUUUUGCCGAUAAUUGGUCUUUGUGAGCUUGGAAACUGUCCGCAAACAACAGGCUGUGGAGUUCUGAGAGGGACUGCAAGGCCUAAAGUUGGAGCACACAUCAACUUGGGUUGCUUUUACCUAGUGGGAAUGCCAGUGGCAAUUUGGUUGGGUUUCUAUGCAGGGUUAGACUUCCGAGGACUGUGGCUGGGGCUUUUAGCAGCGCAGGGCUCUUGUGCUGUGACCAUGUUGGUGGUAUUGGGUCUCACAGAUUGGGGCUUAGAAGCCAAGAGAGCCGAAGAGCUGACCGGAGCCGUCCUUGUUGUUGAUGACAGCCAGAAGGUAUUCAAAGCUGAAAUCAAGGAGCAUAUUUUAAUUUUAUCCGGGGACGUAGAUCAAACUAAAGAGGUUGAAGAACAGAAGAAAUUGAAAGCUGAAAUCAAGGAGCCUAUUUUAAAUUUAUCCAAGGACGUAGAUCAAACUAAAGAGCUUGAGGAACAGAAGAAAUUGAAAGCUGAAAUCAAGGAGCAUAUUUUAAUUUUAUCCGGGGAUGUAGAUCAAACUAAAACUCGCCUAAACAAGAGAGGCAGAUUAGAAAAUUUUGAAACUUACUUUGGUAAUCUUUUUGACACACCUUUGCCUUCACCUUCUUCAUCAAUCAUGGGUGAUGAAACACGUAAUAAUCAUGAGGAGAAUAGAAGAACUAUGUAUGAAUUGUUGCAUCCCAGACAAAAUUCUGUUCCUUCAUGCAUCAUGUUUCCACCUAAUGCACCACAUGUAGAACCGAAACAAGGUUUAUUAGCAAUACUUCCUGACUUUAGGGGACAAGAAAAUGAAAAUCCUUAUGUCCAUGUUAGAGCUUUUGAGGAGCCAAAUAAUUCUUCAUAUUCUGACAAUUAUAACCCAAAUAUGCGAAACCAUCCGUAUUUGAGUUAUAAGAGUGACAAUGUGUUGAAUCCUCCUACUCCAAGGAAUUUUAAUUCACCACAUGCAUCAUCAUCAUCAUCAUCUAGACCUUCCUUGGAGGAUGAACUUAGUACUUUCAUUCAAAGGCAAAGUGAGCAAAAUCAAAAAUUUGAAUCCAUGAUCACUAGGCUAGAUGAAGAGACCAAAAUUGAAAAAGAGAAGGAUAAAAUUGAGUCACUUGGGCUUGAUGACAUUGAACAAUGCCCAAUCCCACCACCAUUUCCGGAAGCCUUAAAAUUACCAAGGAAAUUGGACACCGCAUCUGAGAUACUAGAGCAUUUGCAUCAAGUCAAGAUAAAUUUGCCAUUAUUGCAUGUUAUCAAGCAAGUGCCUGCAUAUGCCAAGGUAAUUAAGGACCUAUGCACCAUCAAGAGAAAGCAUCAUGUGAAGAAGACCGCAUUCCUAACAGAGCAGGUAAGUGCAGUUAUCCAACAUGAGACCCCACCAAAGUAUAAGGAUCCAGGUUGUCCUACGAUCUCUUGUAAUAUUGGAGAUUACAUCAUGGAGCAUGCAUUGCUAGAUCUUGGGGCAAGUGUUAAUUUGAUCCCUUUUAGUGUAUAUCAAAAACUUGGACUUGGUGAGUUGAAACCUACUUCAAUAACUUUACAGUUGGCUGAUCGCUCUGUGAGGGAACCGAGAGGGAUUGUUAAGGAUGUGUUAGUGAAAACUGAACAAUUUUAUUAUCCUGUUGAUUUUAUUGUUCUUGAUUACCAACCUGUUUUACAUCCUAGUGUUCAUACCCCUAUUAUUUUAAGUAGACCUUUUUUUGCCACAGCUAAUGCUUUAAUUAAUUGCAGGAAUGGGAGAAUGCAACUCACUUUUGGUUCCAUGACUUUGGAGGUAAACAUAUUUCAUGUGGCUAAACAACCACAUAAGGAUGAUGACUGUGCUUAUAUAAACCUCAUUGGGGCAGUGGUUCAAGAAAAGUUUAACAAGAAUUGUUUUUCUGAUCCUCUUGAAAUUCUUCUUAAUAAUUCUAUUGGUUCUUAUGAUUUAGAAUGUGAUAUUCAUGUAUCUGAAAAUUUUUCUUUGUUGGAUUCCUCACAGGUUUUGGAAGAACAAUAG
Molecule: messenger RNA, 3278 nt
Organism: Quercus lobata
Lineage: Eukaryota; Viridiplantae; Streptophyta; Magnoliopsida; Fagales; Fagaceae
Exons: 4
Coding region: 39-3278 (1079 amino acids)
Biological process (GO): xenobiotic detoxification by transmembrane export across the plasma membrane
Cellular component (GO): membrane
Molecular function (GO): xenobiotic transmembrane transporter activity; antiporter activity
Source: RefSeq, a predicted model, not a curated record